Rotaria sordida is the source of this 1143-nucleotide messenger RNA. NCBI's taxonomy places the organism in Eukaryota, Metazoa, Rotifera, Eurotatoria, Philodinida, Philodinidae. The record is from the annotation of a GenBank genome assembly.
AUGAAUCGAACCAGUGAUAAUAAUUCGUCGGCAGUGUCAAAGCCAUUUACGAACAUAACCGAACACGAUGCAUAUGAAGGAAAAAUAAUUGCAUUUGUCAAUCCAAAAUCUGGUGGUUUGCAAGGUCAAGUUGUAUUUGAUCAAUUAAAAGUUCAAAUAGGUGAAGAGAAUGUUUAUGAUCUUGUUAAAGAUCGUGGACCACAAAAAGGUUUAACAGAAAAUCAACAUGUGAGAAAUUUACGAAUUAUUGCAUGUGGUGGAGAUGGAACAGUUGGUUGGGUUUUAUCAGCACUUGAUACAUUACAAAUGCAAUAUAUGGAUUUUGUCAGUGUUGGUGUUAUUCCCUUAGGAACAGGAAAUGAUAUGGCUAGAUUUCUUGGUUGGGGUGUUGGUUAUCGUGGUGAAGCAUUAGCACCAGUUAUUCAAUCAUUAGGAAGAGCGGAAACACGUUUGCUUGAUCGAUGGAACAUUGAUAUUCAAGCUACUUUAAAUAGUGGAACUGCCAGUUUAAAAAUUCCACAACCUGUUUUUAAUAAUUAUCUAAGUUUUGGUGCUGAUGCUCAGAUUGCACUUGACUUUCAUGAAAAACGUAAUGCAAAUCCAAGUUUUUAUGCUAAUCGAAUAGUGAAUAAAUUAGCUUAUGGUUGUAUUAGUUGUAAUACUUUUUGGAAUUGUCGAUAUUUAUGUGGAAAUAUUGCUAAUUUUUUUGAACUUAUUGUCGAUGGAAGAAGUAUAAAUGAAGAUUUACUUCGUAUACGACCUGAUGCUGUACUUAUAUUAAACAUAGCUUCAUAUGCAGCUGGAACAAAUCCAUGGGAAGGAAUUUAUGAUAAUCUUUGGUGUGCUCGAUCACAAACUGAUGAUGAGCGAUUUCGUGAACAAAGUUGUUCCGAUGGUUAUUUAGAAAUAAUUGUUUUUAAACAUUUUGAAUUAGCACAUAUUCGACUUGGACGACGUGGUCAGCGGCUAGCACAAGGAAGUGAAAUCAAGUUACGAUUUCGACGAGAUGUACCUAUGGAAAUAGAUGGUGAACCAUUUUUACUUGGCCCUUGUCAGAUGACAAUAACACGAAAGAAUCAAGCUCGAAUGAUUGCAACUGAACGUAGUCAAGCUGCUCAACAAAUUCAAUCAACACGUAUUUAA